CCCCCUUCCAGCCGGUUUCCAGUCAGCCGCGCGCGGAUUGAGUCAAGUGAACCUACCGAGAGGUGGUGUUGACCGACCGCAGCAGGUUUUCAGUAAGAAACCUGAACAAUCAAACUUCUUUAGGUAACUGACAGUAACGCCAAGACCGUCAUUUUUUUUAACGGAAGGGUCAGCGGUGCCGCAGUCAAGGCGACAGAGAGAAGAAAGUAAACCCCGGAGGGAAAGCGCCCGAAGUGAGUUUGAGGAUCACAGCUAAUGCUAAGUCAGCCGGCCAUUGCUUAAAAAUACACGGAAACUCGUGUCAUUUCACGAGUCGCUUGCUUUGACAUAACCGCUGUGGUUACAGAGUAGGUAGUUGGGGUAGAUUGUUAAGUUAUAUGUUACAUUUAAUUUAAAUAGGGAGGUGUUUUGCCUUUACAUUUUAGGCCACGAGCGAGUCACUUAGCAAGAGUAGCGUUAGCUCAGCAGCCGGUCUUGUUGAGGUUACACCGGUCUUCGGGACAGGUGAUAUCUCUAAAGAUAGUUAGCUUUUAAAGCAACUUCACAUCGUGAGGUAUUCGUGUUUGGAAGUUAGCUUAAUCUUACAACUGGUAGUGUCAACGCCUUUUGCUUCGAGAUGCUGAAACAACAGCAGCAACCCGGCUCAGGGGGGAGAAAGGCGUCCAACGGAACCUCGGGCCCCGCCAGUAUGUCCCCUCCAGUCAGCGGCAUCAACAGUGGCAACAGGACACCGGCCGGGAGGAAUCGAACAUCUGCAAAGCCGUCAUUCCAGUCAUCUCCUGUGUUCGAGGGUGUGUACAACAAUGCCAGAAUGCUUCACUUCCUCACAGCUGUUGUCGGUUCCACCUGUGACAUAAGAGUGAAGAAUGGCAGCGUAUUCGAAGGCGUAUUCAAGACUCUCAGUUCUCGGUGUGAGUUGGCGGUGGACGCAGUACACAAACGCAGUGAGGAGGAGUGCUCAACAUCACUUCUGCCACGGAGGGAGGACAUCACUGACACAAUGAUCUUCAGCCCCUCAGACCUUGUGACUAUGAUCUGCAAAGACGUUGACCUCAACUAUGCUACCAGAGACACCUUCACAGAUACAGCCAUUAGCUCCACUCGCGUCAAUGGAGAACACAAGGAGAAGGUUUUGCAGAGAUGGGAGGGAGGAGACAGCAAUGGAGAGAGUUACGAUCUGGAAAAUGAUGCAGCCAAUGGCUGGGAUGCCAAUGAGAUGUUCCGUUUCAAUGAAGUGAAAUAUGGAGUCACGUCAACAUAUGAUUCCAGCCUUUCUAUGUAUACUGUGCCACUGGAGAAGGGCACCUCUGACACGUUUCGUCAGAGGGAGGCACGUGCCGCUCGCCUGGCCAGUGAGAUUGAGUCCAGCCCCCAGUAUCGCCAUCGUGUCGGCCUGGAAAAUGAUGAGGGCAAAAGUGAGGAGGACAAAUACAGUGCUGUGGUGCGGGAUGGCAACGAUCGUGAGAGGGGCCGUGAAAGCCCUCGUGAGAGAGAGCGCGAAAGGGGCAGAGAUAGCCCUGGAGCCAGCACCAGGGAGGGCAAGUACAUUCCACUACCUCAACGACAGAGAGAGAUGAACCGGGAUCGGGAACGAGUUGAGAGAGGACCUGGUGGACCUCCACCCCACAACCGUCUGAGCGGAAGUUAUCGGUCCAACCCUCCAUCCUCCUCCCCCAGACCCCCACUGGCCUCUGCUGCCGGUCCUCAGUCUGGCAUCUCCCCCUCAGAGAGAAACAGCCCUCUUUCAGGCCGAGGUGGAGCCUACGCUCCCCACCACCCCCAGGGAAGCCCAAGCCCAGGCCCGAACCCUGGCCCUGCGAGCUCGUACACACCUGCCUCUCAAGGAGGACCAGCACCCACGCCAGUCUCUGCUGCUUCAUCUCCAGCCAGCCCCCCUGCCCCACACGGACAUGCAGUCCCUCAUUCCCACUCACUCCCACACACGCUGGCUGACGCUGGCAGGCCUGUUAAUGGAGUCUCUUCCAGAACAUCUCCCAAAGCUCAAAGACCUCCACAGUCGAGCAGAACAGUCCGUACUUCAAACUCACAUGCUCAGUCUACAGCUCGUUCUCCUAAAUCAGGUUCUUCCCAGGACACGCCUUAUUUAGACACAUCGUCUGUCUCUAUGCCUCCCCAUAAGACGUCUGGUCCCGCCCCUCUUUUCCCUGUCGACGUGAAUGAGAUCCUUGGCGCAAAGGAGCGCGCAGCUGAGAACCUCAGCAGCACAGAGGACGGCAAGAAUAGUAAAGCGCCUUCUGUUCAGCAAAGGUCGCAGAUUGAGGAGCUGCGUAAAUUUGGCAAGGAAUUCAGGCUCCAGCCGAGUGGAGGCAGCUCUAGCUCGCCCAGCUCCCCAGCAACAGCAACUCCACCUACCGUCGGGGACGUUGCCCAAUCCAGUGCAGCCCAACCCUCGCCAUCAGACACUCACCCUGCUUCAGAGCCCAAAGCUCAGGCUUCAGCUCCCGGUACUUUCCAGCACCAGCCUCAGCCUUCACCAGCCCCUGCUGAGGACGCCACCAAAGACACCACAACUACACUUGGUGCUACAAGCUCCAGCACAGCACCCAUUUCAGACAGGCAUUCACCAGCCACCCCGCAGCCAGCCAGGACCCCAGGAAGCGAGGAGGCAACCGAGCAGACAGAGGCUGUGCCAGAGCAAGUAAAGAAAUCAACCUUAAACCCCAACGCUAAAGAGUUCAACCCUAAUAAACCUCCCAUGACUAUGUCAAAGCCCAACACUGCGCCCACCCCUCCUCGGCCAACGCCUCCAAGCCCAGUGGUGCUUCAACACCCUGGCGGACAGGGACCGCUGUACAAUGCCCCCUACCUCUCCUAUGUAUCACAGAUCCACUCUGUGCAGCCCCCACCAAUGUACCAGUACACCAUGUCUGCAGUCAGCCAGGGAAAAUACCCCAGGAACAAAGGCUCAGUAGUGGCACAGCGUUCUGACCAUGGUUCUUCAGCACCGCCGAUGCUGCAAGCUGCAGCAUCAGCAGCUGGGGCCCCGCUGGUAGCGUCACCCUACCCUCAGUCCUACCUUCAGUACAACCCACAGCAGUACAGCCAGCAGCAGGUUAUCCAGGCCAUGACACCCUACCCUGGACAGCCGAUGUACUCCAUGCUGCAAGGUGGAGCUAGGAUGAUAGGUCAAGGUGGGGGUCCCCACCCACAGGCCUUGGGACCCCCAGGAGGCCCCCAGUUCUCUGCACAGGGAGACGGAUCUCAGGGACCACAGCAGGGCAUCUACGCUCAACAGUCCUUCUCCCACCACUCGGGUGCAGUUCAUCAUCCCCAGCCCUCCAGUACCCCAACAGGCAACCAGCCCCCUCCCCAGCAUGCUGCACCUAGCCCUGGACAGAAUGCCCAGUCAGGCCCACAGCCCCAGUCCUUGUACCACUCAGGUCCCCUGUCAGCACCCACCCCACCCAACAUGCCGCCGGGCCACACCUCUCCACAAGGCUCUUACCCCAUUCAGGGCUACAGCAUCCACAGCCACCAGGGUAUCCAACAAACAUAUCCCCUUGGACAGAUAACACAGGCCCAUGUACAGGGAGCCAUGUCUGGUCCCCACCACUCUGGGAGCCACGGUCAGCCCCAGUUAGUGAUGUUGCAGCCACCACCUCAGCAGGGCCCUGGCUCAGUGCCCCAGCAUCCCCAGCAUGGACCACAGCAAGGAGCACACCAACACUUUUACAUAGGACAUCCACAAGCAAUGCAGGUACAAACGCACCCUGCUCCCUUCCAUCAGCCUGGAAACUAAACCCCAUCUACCCUCCUCCCCACCUCCCAAACUGUUCUUAGGAAUGAGCCCCAACAUCCCCACUGCCUGCUGGAUGUUGGCCCAGACUGAACGCGACUCGUGAAAAACAAACUGAAAGGAUCGCACGGAGGAGAAAGAGGACAAAGUCUCACAGCACCUUAUUCUUCUGCUGCAACAUUCAUCAGUAAAAAAACGUCUGUCGCUGAGGAGGACCUUUUUAAUGACGAUGGCAUGUCCGACCCCUGCUGCCAUCCAGUUCUUCUCUCCAACUUCUUCCCAUUUCAGAGACAUGAGGCACCUUGCUGGGCAGACUAGUUGGAGAGAAAAACAUGCGGGUAAAAAAACAGCAGCAGACACCAUCUUCCAGCAGUGUUUUUAGCCUUUUGGGGUUUUGUAAGUACCAUGACACAAAUGGGAAACACAGACUGCUGUGGGAUUCUCACGAAUACAGCAUGAAAGGACAGAUUUGAAGAGAAGGGAUUUUUAACAAAUCAUUUUUCCUUUCUUUUUUUUAAAAACUCGAUCCAGUAGUUAAAACCACCCUUUUGCUUCUUCUCUCCUCUAGGAAAAUAUAAUUAAUAAAAAAAAUGGACAAGACAAAAAAAAAUAUUAAAACAACAAUGGCCAAAAAAAUAAAGUUUUCA
This is a messenger RNA of Cyclopterus lumpus (lumpfish), 4404 nucleotides long. RefSeq names its product ataxin-2-like protein. Gene Ontology annotation, molecular function: RNA binding. The record is from RefSeq and is a predicted model, not a curated record. NCBI's taxonomy places the organism in Eukaryota, Metazoa, Chordata, Actinopteri, Perciformes, Cyclopteridae. The transcript has 23 exons. Gene Ontology annotation, cellular component: cytoplasmic stress granule. Bases 617 to 3760 code for a protein of 1047 amino acids. Gene Ontology annotation, biological process: cytoplasmic stress granule assembly.